Messenger RNA from Rotaria sp. Silwood2, 315 nucleotides. NCBI's taxonomy places the organism in Eukaryota, Metazoa, Rotifera, Eurotatoria, Philodinida, Philodinidae. The record is from the annotation of a GenBank genome assembly.
AUGCCAACUGUCGUGACAAUACUGUCAAUAUUAAUGCUUCAUUUAGUAUCUGUUGAAGGAUAUUGUUUGACAAGUCGUAAUAUAUAUCAACGACAAUGGAGAUCAGUUAAAAAUGCUAGAAUUUCAAUUAUAAUUGCUCUAUUAUUCUCAUCUUUACUUUCUAUUCCUGAUUUAUUUUGUGUUGGUAUUACCGAAACACAUUGUGGUUAUAUAUCGAAAAAUUAUGAUCAAUAUUUUACCUAUUUUGUGGCUCCAGUUUUAUUGACACAAUUACCACUUUCUGUUCUAUCGACCUUUGGUUGUGUUACUCAUUGA